AAGAGAUUGAGCACGAGUUGGAUGAAAUUGACUUUUGGAACGAGAAGACAAACACAGCAAAAAUGUUGACGACAUUAUCUUCUUCAAAGGUCCCACGGGCGGUCUUAAAGCGGAUGCGGUUUACAUCGACAGUGCCCAGAUAGAGCGACACGAGCCGGUGAAGGCGCCCGCACGCAGCCAGUCCCAGCGGCCACCAGCUUCGGGCUCACAGAUGAUCAAGCACUUAGACACAUUCGAGGACGGACGACCAAACAUGAGCCGCAGAAAUUCAAGGCUGAGGUCCUCCUGGACAGGCAAUGCAAACUUGAUUCCCGAGGAAGACAACGCUAUGCAGGGCAUGUCAAAGGGCAAACGCAACAUCGGGUCAGAUGACGAGUUUUUCCUGGUUGUUGGAAGUAUUAAUCAACUAAGCAAGCCCCCGGAGAUCCUGGAUUCCCAGCUUGGCAUUAACCGAUGCACGCGGUACAGUGAGCGACACGGAGCGCCCCGGGAGCCGUCCGGUUUAACAGACAUCAGCAUGCGCACGGCGCCCGACUCCACUACACCCGACAACGUGAACUGUCGGAAAUACCUAGAAGAGCUUUACAAGGAUAAGAUAUACUUCGACAAAUACGUUAAGACUGAAAAGCUUCCUACAAAUGCUGCAGUGGAGACACGUGAACUAGCUGAUCACGCGAGGAGUUACCUGAAUAACUGUGCGGUGUAUUGGAAGGAACACCAGCCUCUCAACCCCGCACCGCCACCAAGUGAGCUUAGGUUGAAGCUUUCCCGCAUGCACACAGUCCAUGCUGAGGAUUCAAGGAAAAACUCUAUGCCAAUAUCAGUAAGCGAACGUCCAUUGAGCGCCGACGACAUAAGGGACAGUACAGUGGCCUCUAAAGCACAGAGCCGUGAGGUCACCAUGUCGCUUACCACUGAUAGGUCGGCAUGGGCCCCGGUGGACACUACCGGAGAGCUCGUGCCACCGUCUCCCGUGGGCAUUUCCGGUGAGCGUGUCCCGCCAGUAGGGGGGCCAUCAGGGUCAAUUGAAAAGACAGUCACUAUUGAUGAACCUUCUAAAAACCUGACGAGGGAAAAAUCAUCCACAAAACCCCCAGCGCCACAAAAGCAUUCACCUGCAAAGAAAACAAGUGUUGCGACGCAGGAGGCUGUAAUACCCAAUAAUGUGAUGUCUCUUGUAGACACAUCGUAACUUGUGUUUCAUAAAACCCGUUUGUAAUAAAGGAACUCCAAUUUUCUACUUUGUAAAGCCAUACGGUAGUGGUUAUAUUUGUUAGUCACGAGUUUUCAUUUUUUUUUUAAUUAUUACUGUUCAUUUGUUUUUAUAUGAUCCGAUAGAAAUUUAACUUGGACGGUAUGUCUUUGAUAAUGACUGCUAUUUAUUAUAAUUCUAAUUUUUGAGAGAGAGAGAGAGAGAGAGAGAAAGAGAGAAAGAGAGAGAGAGAGAGAGAGAGAGCGUGUGUGUGUGUGUGAAUGCGCGCGUGCGUGUGCGCGUGUGUAUGUGUGAGAAAGAGAGAGAGGUUAUAUUCGUGUUUGCUCUUAUAUAUGAUAUAUCUGUGAUAUUCAUUGUUAUCAUUUUGAAAUAAAUGCUUUCAUUCA
Mya arenaria is the source of this 1599-nucleotide messenger RNA. RefSeq lists its product as uncharacterized. The transcript has 6 exons. The record is from RefSeq and is a predicted model, not a curated record. Bases 212 to 1192 code for a protein of 326 amino acids. NCBI's taxonomy places the organism in Eukaryota, Metazoa, Mollusca, Bivalvia, Myida, Myidae.